This is a messenger RNA of Epinephelus fuscoguttatus (brown-marbled grouper), 920 nucleotides long. It is a transcript of the gene pvalb8, whose product is annotated as parvalbumin 8. Gene Ontology annotation, cellular component: nucleus; cytoplasm. The record is from RefSeq and is a predicted model, not a curated record. NCBI's taxonomy places the organism in Eukaryota, Metazoa, Chordata, Actinopteri, Perciformes, Serranidae. The transcript has 5 exons. Gene Ontology annotation, molecular function: calcium ion binding. The coding region runs from base 330 to 659 and encodes 109 amino acids.
GGGCGCGGGGAUGACAGGAGGGAGUGGUGGAUGGGGAAAGGAACGCGCUUUUUAACUUAAUUUGCUACUUUACAAGGGCGUUACAGAUGUCCACGGUCCGGUCUCUCUGCCCCUGGGCGUUAUAAAUAGUAAAGGUUAAUUAGUUAGCUGAGAAAUUGGAUCAGGGGCGGGCAGUUAGAAUUUGAUCCAUAGACAGGUAACUCAAGCAAUCCCCUUUGUCACUGCAAUCAGACCUAUAUAAAUCCGCCUUGACGGACAGCAGUCACCACAUAGCCUUACCUCUCCGCUGGAUCACCAACCGGGCGAGAACCCACUUUGCACGGAAUAAAAUGUCGCUCUCAUCUAUCCUUUGCGCUGAUGCCAUCGACAGUGCUAUCAAGGACUGCCAAGUACCAGACUCCUUCUGCCCCAAGAAGUUUUUCCAGAUGUGUGGCCUCACCAAGAAAAGCCCCCAGGAUGUGAAGAAGGUUUUCGGGAUCCUGGACAACGACGGCAGCGGCUUUGUUGAGGAGGAAGAGCUCAAGUUUUUCCUCCAGAGGUUUUCCCCUGGUGCUCGCGUUCUGACAGACAAGGAGACUAAGGCCUUCUUGUGUGCUGCUGAUGACGACAGUGAUGGCCGAAUUGGAGCAGAGGAGUUCCAGGCCAUGGUCUUGUCCUAAACAACUGGACUCCAUCUCUCCAACUCAAUCUGACAACCCCCCCCCCCCAUCCUGCUCCUCCACUGCUUCAAGGGCUCUCUUAGUUUUAGUCAAUCAAUUUCCAUCCAUUAGAAAAAGUUUUUUGAUUCUUUUUAUUUUGCAGGACUCGCCGGAUCACAGACAUCAACAUUUACAUAUUUUUAUUUUCUUUUUUGUAUGUUUUAGACAGAUGAUAAAGCUAUAUCUCCCAAAAUAAAUGUACAAUUUACCAAAUUACUGAGA